Messenger RNA from Danio rerio (zebrafish), 889 nucleotides. The record is from RefSeq and is a predicted model, not a curated record. Lineage: Eukaryota; Metazoa; Chordata; Actinopteri; Cypriniformes; Danionidae.
UCCGGGGAACUAAAUUGCUGCCGCACCGCGCCAAACUACAAAUAGACGACGGUUAUUUUUUGACGCCACAAGAGAUAAAGAUACAAUGCCAGCGAAGAGAGCUCUUGAUUUAGAAGACAAAGAAAAUAGCCCAGCUAAGAGACAUGUGGCAAACAGGAACUAUUCUCCUAUGGCAGGAAUGACGAAACCUAAAGCAGGUAAUUCUAAAGCAGUUGGGAAGAAAACGAAUCCUCCAGAAACAAAAGAACCCUUGACAGAUGCUGAGAGAAUUGUGUUCCUCAGGUCUAAGUUGCAAAAAUCUCUGAAGGACCUCAUGAAAUACAGACAGCAGCUGGAAACGUUAGUGCCAGUAGAGGGCAGUAGUGAGCUGAGAAGUCUCUUGCUGAUGAGUCCUGCUGAUCUGCAAACCGAACUCAAGAGACACGAGAUUCUGUCUGCUAAAAUUGCAUCUAGUCCACAUCGAGCUGACACAAACAAAGGUCCUUUCCAAGGGUUAAAACAGACUGGUAGUUCUUCUGAAUAUCUGAAGGCAAUCUUAAGCCGCUGAGGGAUCAUUUCUCGAUGUACGACAUGGACGGCAGCUGGCGUUUCACUCAAGGUGGAUCACGUAACUCUCUCUUUAUCACUUUAGAGGCUGUCUGAAGGACAAAAGCUUAAGCUGACCAAAACAAAACACACACUUGUCACACACUUUGCACUGCUACAGUUGAGAACAACAAGUAAAACAUAUUUUAGCAUUCAGCACUCUUUAGUCUGUUAGCUUUGGGUUCAAAAGAGUGCAGAAGAGGAGUUCAAAAGAGUUUAUGUAACCAAGCAUGUUAGAUAUGGUUAUUUCAUAUUAGCACUGUCUAAUAAAAUUGUAUCAUGCAUUCCGGUGGUGUGAAUUUUA